Clarias gariepinus (North African catfish) is the source of this 6425-nucleotide messenger RNA. RefSeq names its product ataxin-7. Lineage: Eukaryota; Metazoa; Chordata; Actinopteri; Siluriformes; Clariidae. The record is from RefSeq and is a predicted model, not a curated record. Bases 505 to 3075 code for a protein of 856 amino acids. The transcript is spliced from 14 exons.
CACUUUCCCCCGCGUCAGGAUUGGUCAGCUGACGGUCCAAUCAGCGUGCUGUUUGUGAGUUCGAACUCCCCGCCGGCCAAUCACCGCGCGCGAUUUGAGUUUAGCCGGAUUACGGGUAGGAGCUGUAAGCACGCCUGUUCCCGGUUGACAGGCGGACAGCGGCGGCGGAGCGAUGAGCGGCGUGGUGCGCAUGCGCGCUGGCUGAUGUGACGCGCUCGGUCCCAGAAUGCUGCCUGGUAAACAGACAUGGAAGCACCUGGUGAAGACCUCCAGAGUCCCUGAGCACCGCGCCGCCGCUCCGCGUUCCUCCUCCAGCAUCGUUCUGUGUCUCCUCUAACGGCUAUACACAUCAGCUUGCUCUCGAAGCCUGGCUCGGAUCUCUGAGCUCCGGGACAGUAGGUCCUGUGUUUAGCGUGUGUGGCCGAGCGGUAUCACCAAAGCCGAUGAGGAUCUGCUGAUUUGGGCUGCGGAGUGCUGUUUUUCACUUUUCAGUAGCGGUGAAGCAUGUCGGAAAGGGCCGAGGAGGGCGAGCCGCGGGCGGAGCAGCGCGCCAGAGCGCCGCCCAGACACCAGCAGCAGCGGACUGAAGGCGCGUCAGCAAUGGCGGCCAUCGGCGAGCGCGCGGCGUCUCUCCCGAGUCCGGAAGUCAUGCUGGGCCAGGCGUGGAGCUGCUGGGUGGACGCCGCGAAGCUGCACGCGACCGACGGCAUAGACCCGGAAGAAAGUUUUAAAGAGUGUGGGAGGAACCGAGAAGCCAUGCGACUGUGCAGAGAUGAUAUGCCUAUUUUCGGGCAGUGUCCUGCGCAGGACGACUUUUACUUGGUCAUGUGCAGCCACUGCAAUCAGGUCGUCAAGCCCCAGGCCUUCCAAGCACACUACGAGAGACGACACAACUCCAUUAACAAACCAGCGUCCUCCUACCCGUCCUCGGCCUCGCUCCCGGGUCUACCCUCUCGGGCCAGAACCAGCGGAGCGGGCGGAGGCAGCACCGCAAGCGCCAUGCCCGUGGGUUCCUCCUCCUCCUCUUCCUCCUCCGCUGGAGGGAGCAACAACACCCACACAGCCAAAGAGAAGCUGCCUCACCGGAAGCCUCACUUCCCCCCAAAGGUGCUGCACGACGACAUUCUGACCCCAGCUGUCAAAGUGGAGAAGAUCCACGUGAAGAUGGAUUACACAUCCUCUAAGCCUGGCCACGCUCCUGCUUCUUCCUCAUCCUCUUCUUCCUGCAGUACUGUGAGCUCCUCACCCUCGAAGCCAGGCCUUAAUAGCCAGUCUGUACCAAAGGCUCAUCAGCCAACCCCCGGCCACAUCCCCAACGGGAAGGGUCACGUCUCCCCGCUUAGCAAGAAGCAGGACAGCAGCAACACCAACGCCAGUAGCAAAAGACCCACCAGGAAAGUGUUGGAACGCGAGUUCAGUCCGGAUGUCCAUUGCGGAGUCAUGGAUAUUGGAGCACGUAAGCCAUGCACAAGAUCCUUAACGUGCAAGACACAUUCCUUAAGCCAGAGAAGGGCAGUGCCCGGGAGGCGGAAGCGCUUCGACGUGUUGCUGGCGGAGCACAAGAACCGAACCCGGGAGAAGGAGCUGCAGCAGCAACAGCAUAGGACGGAGCCAUCACAGCAAACCCCACCCCCUCUCAGGGAGCCCCACCCACCUCUUCACCACGGCAACCCUAUGGUUACCGCCACUGACGCGGCCAAGCUCUUCCCCCUUGGCAAAGCCAAACCCCACAAUCCCGUGCUUCCACGCAGCAGUAGCUCUCACAGCGGGCUGAGCAGCUUAGGGGACGCCGCCGCGACCCCUGACCCAACACUGCAUCCCCACCCGGCUCCCACGCCUGACAGCGCGGCUUGUCCCUCCAGCGAUGAGGGGGAGAACGAGGAGAGAGAGGAAAUCAUGGACAAACUGGACUGCCACUAUUCAGGUUACCAUCCAAGGCCAGCUGCUUCCUGCCCUUUCGGAAGCCGACUGUUCGGGAGAAGCUGUUAUUCAUUCGACCGGCGCUGGGAUCGAGUCCGAUAUGCGCUGGUGGCCAUGAUGGACAAACACGUCACCUCGCUGAUGUGGAAAAAAAUCCCUCUCGCGUUGGAGAAUUCCUCCUCGUUGACGGUGACAUCAUCUCACAGGUCUACCACAAACUCGCUGUCCUCUUCCUCUGGAUUUCUGAGCCCCUCCCCUCCGCCGCCUUACAGCCAGUCACACGACAGCAAGCCUACACUGUCGUAUGGGACCACCCUAAAUGCCCGUGUCACGUCACAGAGGGCAGGAGAGCAGCUCGCUUACAGCGGCGGCUCGUCCAGACAAGUGUCCUCGUCCUCACCCCAGAUGCCUUCAGCACACUCGUCUUCGCUGCCCUCCACUCCCGGCUCGAACAAAUCCAUGCUCAAAUCCCGCUCCACACCCAAGCACUUGUGGGUCAGGGAGCCCUCACCGGCUGCGCUAGCUAGCUCCAGCGCUAACAACAACAGUGACAGCGGCAGCGUGAGUAGCAGCAACAGCAGCGCAAUCAGCCUCGGCUCGACAAAGAAGCGCAAGAACAGCUCUCUGCUGAAAUAUGCUGCCGAAUCCUCUCCUUCGUCCUCCUCUUCCUCUUUAAAAAAGAACUGCAUGGUGAACUCGGGCACCUCAGGGAGCAGCUUCCACUCCUCGCUAACCUCCAUGGCGUCGUCUGGGGCUUUUUCUUCUUCAUCGUCGUCCUCCUCGGCGCACGGUAUGAGCUGCCCACCGGGUCGCGGUAACUCGAUGGGCGCGCGCCAGGAAGCGGCCGAGCCCAUCAAGCGCAUGAGCGUGAUGAUGAACAGCAGCGACUCGACGCUCUCGCUCGGCCCGUUUGUGAACAACCCAGACGGGAGAAGCGACACCAAGAGGAGGAAGAGUUCACAGGCCACCAGCAGCCUCACCGGCACAGCGACCUGCACAGCAUCUGGAGGGGGAGGGGCGCAGGGGCCUGGCAGGCCCAAAAUGGCCAAAUCACCAGCCAUCAACAACAUCCACGGCAAACACACGCGACCCAUGGCGGGGACACCAGGGCUUCCAAACAAUUCGCUUAUACAUCAGCCAAAGGCCCGCCCCUGACACAGGUGGGCCGGCUCUGGGGGUGCGAAGCGGCGGAGCGGAGCUCCCUUAGCGCCCGUCACGGCACACUGCACGAGGCCUUCUUCUUAUUAUUCUUCUCUUACUCUCAGCUUCCCACAAUCCUCAGGGUGGAGAGCACACUGGGCCGCUCGGUGAUGGAGCGCUGUUUCCCCGUGGCCACAAGGGGGCAUCACACAGGUGGAAAAUUAAGAAGAGGGGCACAUCUGUGUGUGUGAAGGGUGGAUGAAUGAGACGGCAUUCGCCCCGGUGGCAGGCAGCGUGUGAUGCAAAGUUACAGUUAAGGGCUGGUUUUGGGCCACGCUACACCACUACACAGCAUCAGAUUCACAGGCUUCAUUAGCGAAAAAGAGCAUUUCUGUUGAUUUCUUUCAGUGAGUGUGUGUACGUGUGUGUUCCUAUGAAUGAUACCAGAACACUGGAAAUUAAAUUCUGUGUAAACUGUGAUUGUUCGAGGGUGGGGCGCAGGAAGCAGACGUAAUAUAUAUCAGGAGUCUCAGAGAAGAAAACUAAUGCAAUCCCAUUUAGUUUAAUAAACGUAUUUAUUGUGUGAGGAGGAGUUUUUGCCAUAAUGCAAUUCAGCACAUUUUAAAAGAGGGGUUUAAAAGAAGAAAAGAAAUGGAAACGAUAUCCGAAUUGACAACCUAAAUGCAAAACGGAUGAGCAUUUACAGUCUUAAUGAAUGUCGUUUACACACAGCAACUAUUUGCAAUUUUUGUAAAAGAGACCGGAACAAAACUCAUUUCGCAGCUAUAUUUUGAUCAAAAGAAACUUCCUAGAUGUUUAACUUACAAUGCAGUUAAUAAACUCACCCAGUUCGGUUUAAAAUUGCUUUUGUACUUAACCAAAUUUAGCACUUAAAAUGAGUCAAACUGAUUUAUGGAAUUUCCCUUAUUAAGGAAAGCUAAGGCACUUCCUAUUAGUGAUGCCACACUUGCGUUAAAUGAAUACUUUCAAAGCUUUUCAUCUCCAUCCACCACAUCUGUGUCCAAUUUUUUUUAAAGCCUUAAAGAAAAAGCAAUCUUUAAAAAAAACAAAAAAAAAAAACACUAAAGCCCAAUUCCUAUUUUUUAUGUUUUUUGUUUAUUUUUAAACUACAAAUCUUAACAGUUCUAAAAUUGUGGCUUGUGGCUCCGACACGCUUUGACGCCGUUAACUAAAAAGUAGCUAUGAGGCGCUGAGGUGAAAAAAAGUGGUUCUACAUAAAAGCACUAGUGCUGCACAAUUAAUCGUGCGAAAAAAAAAUCUAAAUGACAUGGAUUGUGCAAUUAAAAUGGCUGCAAUUUACUACAGGUAAUGUAUGCAUAACUGGGAAUUUGUCGAUGAUUUAAGUACAGUACCAGUCAAAAAAGUUUGGACACACCUUGUAAUUUAGUGUUUUAUGUUUAGAGAUGGUCACAUUCUAGAACAAUACCGGAGCCUUUAAAACUGUAAAAUAACACGAAUGGACUUGGGUAGUUAAGUAACUACAAUGACGACGAUCAGUCUACUGGAACAGUAUUUGCAAAAAUUUAGGGGUGAAGUUAAUUUUGAGUUACCAGCCUCAGUGUCCAAAACUUUUGAUAGGUACUGAAUUUCUUUAUUAUUUUUUUUAUAAUUUUGAGGUGAUAAAUAUUAGCACACCUUCACUUAACAAGAUCUCUAGUAACGCUUUUUGCCGUUAGCCUAGGGAUGGGAAUCACAGUGGUGUGAACAGUUUAGAACAGUUCUGUGAACCACCUGCAGGAUUAUAGAGGAACUGCAACAUUUUACGAACUCAAAGGCAAACAUGUUUAAAUUAUUUAUUUUUAAAUAAAAAAAAAUUACCCUCAUCUAUAAUAAAUGUUAUUAGAACGAAUACCAGAUGGAACGUUUAAUAGUUAUAGGCUAUAUAAAUAAUCGUAAUGUGAUUUUUUUUUUUUUUUUUUUUUUUCCAUUUUUUUAAUUGGAUUAAAUUGUGCAGCCCUAGAAACCACAGAAAAGUGGAUUAUUUGAUCCAGUAGGGUCGUGGAUAAAACCAAUUACUACCAUGUAGCUCUAAAUUUAAGUCAGAUUGUGGUGGACAGAAAUUAGGAUAAAACUGCUUUAAAGUAUCCAUUUAAAUCGGUUGCAGUGAACUGUAUUGAAACCUGGCUUUUAAACACUUGUAAUCGUCGUGACUCAAGCUUUGCCAGGGAGAUCUCUUCGCCUGUGAGGUUUUUUAUUGAAAACAUUUUUUUUUAAUCUGACCGUUGGAUUGUUGCUCACCUUUAGUAUCCGUCAAACUACAUGAAAUCUCCCUUAAUCACUACGGCUAGAUGUGAAAAACUUUCAGGCUGUUAGGGACAAGUGCUUGUUUAACACACACUAAAAAAGAGAUCAUGCAAUUCAUUAUACAACCUUGAGGGUGUUUUUGUUUUUUUAUUUUCUUUGCAACAGCGAUGCACAUUUACACUAGAAAACGUAACGCAAUGAUGCUUGUCUGUUUAGUGAUGCAACAGCGGUUUAAUUAGAUUUCACUCUCACACACACGCACACAUGAACGAGAACGAAUGAAAGACCGUGACUCGUCCAUUAUCGUCAGUGUGCUUUACACUUCGUGGUUUUUUUUUCCCCUACAUAAUUUUUUUCUCACUUUCAAAGAAUGCAAUCUGCAAAAUUAAACUAAAAGGAUUGAAUAAAUUUUAAAUCUUACAGCUUAUUUAAUAUCAGAUCCCAUGCUUUAAUCAAUAAAAAAAAAAAAAAAAAAAAGGUUUCAGCCUGAACCUGCGCACUUCAGCUGAACAUGAAACCAAAUCACAAACAAACCAAAAAGAAAGAGAUCUGGCACACAUGAUUAAUAGAUGCUAAAAGGGGAGAAAAGAAGGAAAGAAAAAAAAAACCACGGCAAGUGUGAAAGCAUCCUAAACUCGUCUUUAUUUGUUUUUCUUACUAGAGCAGGUGUAGUGAGGCGGAGGUCAGCGGCAAUACACGGGAACUACAGAAUACGAGACGAACUACUGUGAGAAGCUCCUAAGGUGAUGCUUUAUAGCUCUGUAGCCACACGUUCAUUUUCAUUCACACGUGUACGUAUACGAGCACUGAUGCGCGAGUUCAAAAGCAAUCCCCGCUUCUUCAUACCGAAUAAAUCACUAUGAUUAUGUCCAGUAAUGACUAUAAGAUAUCCUGAGAUAGUGUUCUGAAAUAAAUAAUUGACUAAAAUAGGAUUUUCUAUGAAAACCGGCAAUAGCUCUCUCUUGUGAGAGUCAAAAGCUUGUGGAGUAUUAAAGUGUGAAGUGGAUGUCUGCAGAAGGGAAAGAGAAUUAAUAACUAAAAAUCCAAACUGAUGUCAGUCAGCGAUUGUAGCUGAGGAAACGAGAGGUUUUUUUUGUUUU